GGGCUUUCUGGUCCUCAGGCUCGUCCCUUCCCUUUUCUGUAGGUGGCUCAUUUUCCCUUUAAGAACAACAUGAGCUUUGUGGUCCUUGUACCCACCCACUUUGAAUGGAACGUGUCCCAGGUACUGGCCAACCUGAGUUGGGACACCCUGCAUCCACCUUCGGUGUGGGAGAGGCCCACCAAGGUCCGGCUGCCUAAGCUGUAUCUGAAACACCAAACGGACCUGGUGGCCACCCUCAGCCAGCUGGGCCUACAGGAGCUGUUCCAGGCCCCAGACCUGCGCGGGAUCUCUGAGCAGAGCCUGGUGGUGUCCGGCGUGCAGCAUCAGUCCACCCUGGAGCUCAGCGAGGUCGGCGUGGAGGCGGCGGCGGCUACCAGCAUCGCCAUGUCCCGCAUGUCCCUGUCCUCCUUCAGCGUGAACCGCCCCUUCCUCUUCUUCAUCUUUGAGGACACCACAGGCCUUCCCCUCUUUGUGGGCAGUGUGAGGAACCCCAACCCCAGCGCACCACGGGAGCUCAAGGAGCAGCAGGAUUCCCCGGGAGACAAGGACUUCCUCCAGAGCCUGAAAGCCGGCCCCCGCGGAGACAAGCUCUCCGGCCCUGACUUGAAACUUGCGUCCCCCUUGGAGGAGGAUUACCCCCAGCUUGGCAGCCCUAAGUGAGGGGCCGUGGCUGUGGCAUCCAGAGUCCCUGACUGGACCAGCCUCUCCACUCAUGUGACUCUUUCCAACCUGCUUUGUGGCGCUCGGGCAGGGGCCGGGGGGCUGUCUGAGAGAGGCCAUUGUUUCCCAACAUCUCUUGGGGAGUUUAGGGCCGGGGGGGGCGGUUGGGCGGAGGGCAGGCAUCGGGGGGCCGGGAGCCUGACCCUCAUCUUUCUUCCAAAUGGGCUGGGCCGGGGCCUGGGCAGGAGGGAGGUGCUGCUAGUUCUGCCAGGAGACAGGUUAGCUGCUCCCCGCGUCAGCUGGGACACCCCUACUUUUGUUUACCAGAGAGAAAGGGAGGGGGAGAGGGUCACCUUUGGACUUGUCCUGGGACGCCGAGGCUAGGGCGGGGAGAGACGGGCCCCGGUGGAGGCCCCGGAGGGAGGGUUGUCCUCAGCCCUGCGUGGAACUCGCGUCUGGCACAGCCUGACCGUGGCCUAACCUGCUGAGAGCCCAUCAGCCUCCAUCCCAGCCCCAGGGCCGUGUCAUCCCGGCUUCCCACGGCUCCUCGAGAUCCCAACACUGCCAGCAUCUCCCUCCCUCUCUCCUGUCUCCCUCCUCUGCCCGGGAGCUCAGGAGCCAAGGCAGGGAAGGGUCCUAUGGGCUCCUUAAGGCUCUUUUGUAAGGUUUUUGUAGUGAUUUUUAUGCCACCUGAAUAAACAAUGAAUGGGC
Messenger RNA from Piliocolobus tephrosceles (Ugandan red Colobus), 1371 nucleotides. It is a transcript of the gene SERPINF2, whose product is annotated as serpin family F member 2. Gene Ontology annotation, biological process: negative regulation of endopeptidase activity. The coding region runs from base 70 to 660 and encodes 196 amino acids. Lineage: Eukaryota; Metazoa; Chordata; Mammalia; Primates; Cercopithecidae. The transcript is spliced from 2 exons. Gene Ontology annotation, molecular function: serine-type endopeptidase inhibitor activity. The record is from RefSeq and is a predicted model, not a curated record.